This is a messenger RNA of Hydra vulgaris (swiftwater hydra), 1806 nucleotides long. RefSeq lists its product as uncharacterized. The record is from RefSeq and is a predicted model, not a curated record. NCBI's taxonomy places the organism in Eukaryota, Metazoa, Cnidaria, Hydrozoa, Anthoathecata, Hydridae.
AAAAACUUAAAUUAAAAAAACAGAAAAUGAAUCAGAAAAAAAAAAUCAUCAGGAGAACAAAGGUAUAAUUUGUUUUGGAUGUUGCAACAAGAACAAACAAUGUAUACUCCUACAAAAUCCAGCUCAAGUUGAUUUAAAUCUAGUAAGGAAGCAUAUAGAUAAAGGUUUUGAUGUUAAAGUGAACUCCUUUUCUACUGGAAUGUGUCCGAAGUGCAAGACUGCAGUUUAUAAGAAAGAUAAAGAAAAAAGUGUUAAAAGUGCAGAAAUCUUCUGGUAAAGAGAAAGAGUUACUAUUUCCAUGCUUAGCAGAAUACAAGUGGUGUCUAAUCUAUGUCAAUGUCUAAUCUGUAGUUUGGCAAGGGACACUAGAAGUAACAUAGAGAUGAACUUAAGGGAGUUCAUUGACCCCAUCUCACCACAGGAAAAAAAAAGUAGUCCAAAUUCAAGUUCUUACACUGAUGCCUCAAUGUGUGGAGAUUGUUUUCGAUAUAUAGGAAGAGAUAUUAGAAACCCCUGCAAUAAAAAAUCAACUGCUAAAAACUUAGAAAAAAUUAUCAUGUCAAAAAAUCUUAAAUUGUCUGAAUGUGUAACAUCAAAAAUUCUAAAAACAAUUAUUGGGGAUGAAAAACAGGGUAAGGUUAAACUAUCAACAUGCGGAACAUCAUUACAUGUACACCUUCGAGAGAUUAUCUCUCCAAAAAAGAUUAGUUUAGACACAGUAUUUAAUAUUAAAAAAUUACACGAUUUGCCUGAAUGUGUUAUUAAAAGUAUGUUGACUGAAAUAAGAAAAGAUGUUGAUCGAUCAGGAUUUGAAACCAAUGUGGAGAUUGGAGUGAAUAAAAAGUCCCAUUCAAUUAAUCAGUUUUAUUGCAUUCAGCAAUCAACAUUUCAGCAAGGUACUAACCAUACAGAGGUUCAAAAAGAUUUAGUAUAUGUGGAAAGUAUACCUAUGCUUGUUGAUGAAAUAUGCAAACAAAGAGAUAUUGUUCUCCAAGAAUCAAUUGUGAGGAUUGGUAUCGAUGGUGGCCAAGGGUCAAUUAAAGUUGUUAUGAACCUUUUUUAAUCAGAAAAACUUGAGGACUAAUUAAGGAACCAAAAAGACUCGGGUGUAAACAAAGUUAUUUUAUUGGAAAUUGUCCGACAUGUUGAAGAAAGCAAUUACAAUUUAGCCCGAAUUGUCCACCUUCUCAAACUUCAUGAAUGGAAGUACUUUCUUGCAUCAGAUCUUAAGUUUAUGUUUAGUCUUAUUAUCUGCUAGGAUUAUCUGCCCAUGGUGGGAAUUAUGCAUGUGCUUAUGGUAUUGCUACAAAAGACAAAUUAGGAGAGUUAAGAACCUUUGUUAGUUUAUCCCAUCACUAUCAGCGAUUUGUUGAUGAAGGAAAACCACACAAGUUGAUGCAGACCUUUUUUAAUGUCAUCAACCCAUGUCUUUUUGAUGAGAGCCGGACAGCCUGGUAUUGGAUGUUAUACCUCAGCAUGGCUACAAUGGUGGAGGACUAGAUGGAUCUAAUUGUCAAAAAGUUCUAAGGUAAUUAGAUGAGAUGAUUACUGUAGCGCCACUGAAAUACCACGAGUGUAUUAACAUACUUAGAAAAUUUAAAGCAGUGACUGAGAGUUGUUUUGGAAUGACAUUAGAUCCGUCUUAUGGUUAUAAAAUUAAAGCUUUCAUCGAUUCCAUGGACUACAUGAACAUUUAUAUUGAAGAAAGGUUUAACAUCAGUAUGUCACUGGUAUGGAAAUAUCAUAUCAUUAAAUAUCACUUGAAAGAUUAUUUGGAACGCCAUCAUAUGUCUCUAGGUCAGACAU